Messenger RNA from Cuscuta campestris, 1222 nucleotides. The record is from the annotation of a GenBank genome assembly. Lineage: Eukaryota; Viridiplantae; Streptophyta; Magnoliopsida; Solanales; Convolvulaceae.
AAUUUAUGUGAAAAUAUUUCUUCAUGGUAUCAGAGCAACCCUAAUUCUCAGCCUCCCGUCUCCUCCCUCUCUCUCUCUCUCGAUCGGCAAAUCCCCAACUCCCCUACCGUCGAUCCUCUCUCUCUCGGCAGUCAUGGCCGACGCCAACUCCGCCAAGGUGAUCUCAACCUCCGAAAACUCCUCUUCCAACAACUCCCCCCAUCUCGCCUUCACAACUAUAUCCAACAUCAAACUCCAUAUUCAUGUUCAACUCAGUCUCUCAGAACCAAACUACAAAAAGUGGAGUCGAUUAUUUCGUCUCUUGAUCCUCCGGUUCAACCUCAAGGGCUACAUCGAUGGCACAACCAUCGCAUCCUCCGCGGACGAUGCCGAAUGGUAUCAAUUUGAUGCUCUCAUCCAAGGAUGGAUCCUGUCUACGAUCACGGAUGAAGUCUCCGACCUUGUGCUCGCCAACAAUGUCUCCGCUCAUGCACUAUGGAUGACAAUUUACAAUCUUUUUCAUGACAACAAGCAUGCCCGGGCGAUGCAACUGGAGCACCGUUUCCGUACAACCGUGAAGGGCCACCUCUCCAUCAACGAAUAUUGUCGUCUUCUCAAGAAUCUCUCCGAGUAUCUCGACGAUGUGGAUGCCCCGGUCACCGAACAUGCUCUUGUGCUCCAGGUUCUUCAACGCCUCCCUCACGACAUCCAGGGUCAAGUACAGUUUUUGCAAUAUCAAAAUCCACUCCCGACGUUCUUAGAAGUUCGGUCCACCUUGCUCCUCGUUGAACAGCAACAAACUGACGCCGUAUAUGGCGCCGGAGCGCCGUCCCUGCCCUCCUCAACACCGGCGGCGGCGGCAGACACACGGGCAGUGGACACCAGCAAGACCGAGGCGGCAGCUAUGGCAAAUCUGGGAGCAGCGGCAACAGCGGCUUUGGUGACGGAUUUGGUGGCGGCUCCGGCGGACGCGGCAGGAACUCUGACGGUGGCAGUAGAGGACAAAUUGACGGGAGCCGUGAUUCAUCGAUCCAAUAGUGAUGGACCCCUCUACCCUAUCUUGUCACAACUUUUGAUGUAGUUUUUAAAUAUAUAAAUUUUAUUUUUUAAUUUUACACCUACAAUCAAAUAAAUUGAAUUAAAAAUAAAAUCGAUCAAACUUCGUAAACAGAAUCGGGAAGAACAUUAUAGGACGGAGGGAGUAUCAAAUUAGAACGAAUAAAAAUAAAAAGUUUACUUCAGG